Molecule: messenger RNA, 1578 nt
Organism: Thyridium curvatum
Lineage: Eukaryota; Fungi; Ascomycota; Sordariomycetes; Thyridiales; Thyridiaceae
Exons: 3
Coding region: 1-1578 (525 amino acids)
Cellular component (GO): mitochondrion
Molecular function (GO): FAD binding; proline dehydrogenase activity
Source: RefSeq, a predicted model, not a curated record
AUGUCUCGUGAUCUCGGUGUCGACCUGCUGGCGGCAUCAUCAGGGUCACCUGAAUGCCUGAACUGCUGUCUCCUCAUCUUGCGCUUGGCCUUCUGUCGUGACAUGGCACACACUCUCCCUUACGCGGCCUCUAGGCCGGUAAGACCGCUGGUGACGUCGAUCCCCAAGCAUAUCGCUGCCUGCGCUGCGACAUGUACGCGGCAACAACACACCGUCGCUGGAGGCACCCGGCCGCAGCUGGUGCGAGCCAGCUCGACCGCCGCCGUCGGUGUGGUGACGGCUGCGAAUAGCGCGGCCACAUCCGCAGCGCCCACAGCAAAUGCGAGGCCUUCCGCCAUGUCCGCGCUGCCGACCGGCGCGCUCCUCCGGUCUCUCCUCGUCGCCUUCGUCUCCUCCCACCGUCUCCUCCUGCUGCCGACCCUCUCCGUCCUCUCUUUCCUCUCCAAACCUAAUCGGAGCUUCAUUUUUAACCCCGACAAGAACCCCGUCCUGCACGCUCUGCUCAAGAAGGGAUUCUACGAGCAGUUCUGCACUGGCGAGAACACCGCCGAGACGAGGGCGUGCGUGGGGAGGCUGAAGGACAUGGGGUUCAAGGGGGUGAUUCUUACGUACGGGCGAGAGACGGUCUACGAUAAGAACGGGAACACAAUCCACGAGGCGCCGGUGGAGGCGUUGAGCAAGGAGGCGAGGACCGAUGUGGAGGAUCCGCAGAUCGAGGCAUGGAGGGUUGGCGUCAUGAAGACGGCUGAUCAGAUUGAGGAGGGAGAUCUGCUUGCGAUCAAGCUUACCGGAGCAGGCAAAGCAGUCAACCAGGCUCUGAUCAAGAACAUCCCUCCUCCGCCACAGAUGCUCGAGACCUUGGAUGAGAUCUGCGCCGCUAUCAAGGCGAAGAAGGCACGGCUUAUCGUCGAUGCCGAGGCCCAGCACGUGCAGCAUGGUAUUGACAAUGUCGUUCUGGGCCUUAUGCGCAAGUUCAACCGGGAAGGGACGGCGGUGGUCUACAACACUUACCAGGCAUAUCUCAAGGGUGCACCGGCUCUCGUGAGUAGGCACCUCGCUGCGGCUGCCGAGGACGGCUUCACCAUGGGUCUUAAAGUCGUUCGAGGGGCCUACAUCAACUCGGAGGAGCGGAGUUUGAUCCACGACACCAAGGAAGGGACCGACCAGUGCUACGACAGUCUGGUGCUGGGGGCCAUCCGGCGCGAGAUCGGCGAGUUUGGUAAGGAGGGCGGUCGCCCGUUUCCCUCUGUGGACUUGCUUGUUUGCGGCCACAACAAGAGGAGCGUCUUUUCGGCCAACCGGUUGCGACAGGAGCGACUUGCGGUCGGUCUGCCGACUGUGUCAACCGGGUUCGGGCAGUUGCAGGGAAUGUCUGAUGCGCUGGGAUUCCAAUUACUGCAAGAUAAGAGUGCUGGCCAAGCAGCGCCUGAUGUGUAUAAGUGCUCUACUUGGGGUACCGUUGGCGAGUGCCUGGCAUAUCUGACUCGCCGGGCUGUUGAGAACAGGGACGCUGUGUCGAGGACUGAGGACGAGUAUGCCGCCUUGAGGUCGGAGCUCCGAAGAAGAAUAUUCGGAUGA